CCAACAGCGCCAACUACAACUCAAGUUUAGGUAGAGAACUCUGCUAAGAAGGCAGCAUAGCCUGCUGUCGCUUUCACCACCAAGCGCAAGAACGUCGGCACCCCCCCGGCGACGUUCCCUCAGAAUCGCGUUAUAAGGCCACUUUGACUUUCAUUACGGUGCUACAUACGGACGCACGUCCUAGGACUGCUCUGACGACGAGCUGCUAGUAGUGUUAGAGCUUGAAACAUGGCACAGAACAACAUUCAGUACUCGGAGAAGUAUUACGACGACGUCUACGAGUACCGGCACGUCGUCCUGCCCCCGGAGAUUGCCCAGCUGCUUCCCAAAGGCCGCCUUCUAUCAGAGAACGAGUGGCGCGCUCUGGGCGUGCAGCAGUCGCGUGGCUGGGUGCACUACGCGAUUCACCGACCAGAGCCACAUAUCAUGCUGUUCAGGCGGCCAAAGGGCUACGGCACCAACCCCGUAGCGCCUGAGGCUCUGCAGGUUCAGUAAGAUGACGGCGUUGGAGCAUACCAGUAGCAGCCAACGAUGCGUGUGAUGACAUAUCUAACCUGACGUGUACAUAUGGAGUGGAGGGAAUGCAGACUGACGGCACAUGGCCGUAUCGGAAUGCGGGUGUGCUUAUUUAAAUGGCUCUGCAAGGGGGGAAGACGUGGGGGGAAGACUCCAACGAGCAUGGGAAUCUGCAUGCAGAUGACGUGAUACCGCUGUCCAGGAGUGCCGCUAUCCGCAUCUGCGCACUGUGAGCAAGUUGACGAGGGUGUAUGUAUUGGCAGCCAAUCAUGUGCAGGGCUACAAGCCCAUCCGUGCCACAGGCGAGGGCGCUGUAAGAUCCCGUUACGUCACCCGGCGUAUCCGGUGAUGGGAUUCGGGCACCUGUAAACAGUGGCCUGCAAUAUAGUGGAUCUUGGCGUUGACGCACUCCUUGGCUUGAUACAACACAAACACGUGUCUUGGCGUUGAUGUAGCUGUAAGGUUUUGGGGCGAACAGCUUCAGUGCCUGGGGUAAGUUUGCACGUACCAUCCAUGCAUGAGGAGCCGGGACAGCCGUGAGCCGCGCGGGGAACCAGAUAUCAGCUGCCUCCGGUCAUUGGGAGCUGUCGAACACACAGCUCGUCAUAUGGUCGGUUGCCAGGGUGUGUGAUGGGACAGUGGCAAGGCAGGUUGGUAAGGUCCCUUAGGGCGCAGCUAAUUCCCAUACCCAACAAAUGGCAAACAGUUGGCAGAGGCAGGGCAAGAGUGCGCGGCUGGUCUAACGCCGGAGUUACUGUACCGACGAGUUGCUGGCUGGCUGGAAGUUUGCUGACGCGCAUUCCUCACGCUCCGGGCGCCCGGCCAGGCGAUAGCACCACACAGACACACCGCAACGCCACACUCGCGAGGCAGAGCCGCAUCGCACCUGCAGGAAGGUGACCAGCGUCCACGGAUGAGCACGAGAGGCAGCCGCAGAGAAAAUGCAAACGGAGUGCAGCAAAGCAAUGGCCGGGCGACAGUGUGACAAGCAGGGGCGCAAACAGGGCGAGGCAAGGCAGAAGAGUGUGCUGUUGCUCCCGGGGCGGUGGAUUACGAGUCUUAGACAGGCAGCCUCCACAGGGAAGGCCUGGUUGCCCUGCAAGGGUCGGGACCCCGGAUACACAGGCCGUUUAUUGACUCCUU
Messenger RNA from Chlamydomonas reinhardtii, 1659 nucleotides. RefSeq lists its product as uncharacterized. Bases 229 to 495 code for a protein of 88 amino acids. Gene Ontology annotation, biological process: regulation of mitotic cell cycle. Gene Ontology annotation, cellular component: cyclin-dependent protein kinase holoenzyme complex; SCF ubiquitin ligase complex. The record is from RefSeq and is a predicted model, not a curated record. The transcript is spliced from 4 exons. Gene Ontology annotation, molecular function: cyclin-dependent protein serine/threonine kinase activator activity; protein kinase binding; histone binding. Lineage: Eukaryota; Viridiplantae; Chlorophyta; Chlorophyceae; Chlamydomonadales; Chlamydomonadaceae.